Alligator sinensis (Chinese alligator) is the source of this 1694-nucleotide messenger RNA. It is a transcript of the gene SNUPN, whose product is annotated as snurportin 1. NCBI's taxonomy places the organism in Eukaryota, Metazoa, Chordata, Crocodylia, Alligatoridae. The transcript has 8 exons. The record is from RefSeq and is a predicted model, not a curated record. Gene Ontology annotation, cellular component: nucleus; cytoplasm. The coding region runs from base 1 to 975 and encodes 324 amino acids. Gene Ontology annotation, biological process: snRNA import into nucleus.
AUGGUCCAGCUGGCGAUUCUCCUUGGCCAAACGAAGCGUUUGGACUACGUGAACCAUGCCAGGAGACUGGCAGAGGACGACUGGACAGGACUUGAGAGCGAGGAAGAGGAGGAGGGGGAAGAUGUGGACGAUGAGGAUAUGGAUGUCGAUGCGGGCAAGAAGUUGCCUAAGCACUAUGCGAACCAGCUGAUGUUGUCUGAAUGGCUGAUAGAUGUCCCAUCAGAUCUGGGACAAGAAUGGAUCUUGGUGGUAUGCCCCAUAGGGAAGAGGUCACUGGUUGUGGCAUCUAAGGGCUCCACUGCAGCUUACACGAAGAGUGGCUACUGUGUCAACAGGUUCCCCUCUCUCCUGCCUGGAGGAAACCGGCACAAUUCAGCAGGUGGGAAAGAAUACACGAUCCUGGACUGCAUCUACAGUGAGGUGAAGCAGACGUACUACAUCCUUGAUGUGAUGUGUUGGAGGGGGCACCCUGUCUAUGACUGUCAGACAGAUUUCAGGUUCUUCUGGAUCCACUCAAAGAUACAAGAGGAGGAAGGUCUGGGAGAGAAAAGUAGAAUUAAUCCAUUUAAAUUUGUGGACCUGCAGAGUUUCCCCUGCACCCCAGAGAGCCUGUGUGAAGUGUUGGCCAUGGACUUCCCCUUUGAGGUAGAUGGGCUCCUCUUCUACCACAAGCAAACUCACUACACUCCUGGCAGUACCCCACUGGUAGGCUGGCUGCGGCCCUACAUGGUAUCAGACAUCCUUGGACUGACUGUGCCAACAAAUCCACUAACUACCAAGCCAGACUAUGCCGGGCACCAGCUCCAGCAAAUCAUUGAACAUAAAAAAAAUAAAAAGCUGGCUGCAGGGGAAGGGGGCUUGGAUCCUGAAGAGGCUGCUGAAAAUGGGCGUUAUGAGUUGGAAUACUUGUCUACCCCUCAGCCAGCAAAACCUCCCAGGAGCCUACAUGAGACAGCAAGCCAGAUGGAGAACUAGACUGCUGUAACAAGAUGGUUUUAUUUGGAAAGGGUAAAGGGUCAUCACUCAGCUAUAGUGUAGCCUCUUUACCGGCCAUUGGAGCUCUCACUGGCUGGGAGGGAGAAGAAGGGUAUUAUGAGAUGGCUCAAUUUCAAGUGCCUGUAAAGGGUAUAGCAUGGCUUCAGCACUAGUUUUUGAAAGAAUUCUGGAUCCUGAGGCCUCUCUAUGCCUCUGUUAAGGAAUUCCACUGUGGGGUCUUUAAGACUGUAGCCUGUGAUAAACCGCAUGAUUGUUUAGGACCUGAUCAUGGUCCUGUUAAAGUCCAUGGCAAAACCGUUUGUUAGGGGCAGGAUAUGAACUCGUUAGACGUGAAUGCCUGAGCGUAGCCUGGACACCAAAUACCGUGCCCUAUAAUUAGGCUACAAGUUUCUAGGCAUUUAAAUCUAAAGGCUUUUUGGUGAAAGUUUUGUGGUCAGUUUGUUUCUUGUUACAAAAGUUUGUGACGCACUUCUGUAAAAUCUGAAGGCUUUAUUUUCAACACCCACAUUUCUGAGAAACAUAAUUUCCUUGCAUCAGAGCGAGCCCCCAGCUUUCAAGUAUAUUCUUGUGCAAAAAGAACACAGCAUCAUUUUUAUUCUUGCUGACCUUUUCUCAGUAGGAGGAAAUGCCCUCCUGUGGGGAGGCAUUUUUUUUUAAAUAGUAGUAUUGAUUCUGAAAAAUAAAGGGUUACACACAAA